This is a messenger RNA of Nylanderia fulva, 1908 nucleotides long. Lineage: Eukaryota; Metazoa; Arthropoda; Insecta; Hymenoptera; Formicidae. The record is from RefSeq and is a predicted model, not a curated record.
AUGCUCCUCGUCGGAAAGUCUAGGGUCGCACCCGUUAAAUCGCUGAGCAUUCCGCGAUUGGAGCUCGCAGCGGCGGUGCUGCUCUCCAGAUUAAUGGAGUUCGUGAUCGCGUCUCUCCACCUUUCCGAGGUUCCGUGCUACUGCUGGACGGACUCCACGGUCGUCCUUGCGUGGGUUACGCAACAUCCGUCACGGUGGCAAACGUUCGUGGCAAAUCGCGUCGCGGAAAUCCAGACCCGACUUCCCUCCGCUUCGUGGCGACACGUGCCCACCAUCGACAACCCCGCCGACUGCGCGUCUCGCGGAAUUCCCGGGCAUCAGCUCGCAUCCCAUCCGUUGUGGUGGCAUGGUCCAUUGUGGCUUAGGCUUCCGAUCUCCGACUGGCCGGUGCCUGUCGACCCUCACCCUGAGACCUCAAUGGAACAAAAUGUAAAGACGCAGGUUCUCGUCGCGAUAUCGAGAGACCCUGUCGUAUGGGAUCUCGCCGCGCGCUACUCGUCGUGGACGAAGUUACUGCGCAUUACCGCCUACGUUAUGCGAUUUAUCUCGCGUACUCGCGGACGUAUCACGUUGCCAGCUGAGCGCGUCGAGAGUCCCUCAUCCUUGACGGGUCACGAAAUUCAACGCGCGACGAACUUUUGGGUAAAAACCAUUCAAGCGGAGCUAUUCGCGCGCGAGCUGACCGCGCUUCGAAGGGGAGACGCGCUGUCAUCGAAAAGCGUACUGUUGCCUCUCGCGCCGUAUUUGGACGAAGAUCAAAUAAUUCGUGUUGGUGGGCGGUUGUCGCGGGCGCCCAUCCCGGCUUACGUCAAACAUCCGAUCGUUCUCGCGCCCCAUCCUCUCGUCCAGCUCCUCAUACAGGAUAUUCACAAGCGAUAUCUCCAUGCCGGCAUCCAGCUCACCCUGGCUACGCUGCGGCGAAGGUACUGGGUGAUCCGAGCUCGCGGUGGCGGUCAGAUCGGUCAUCCAUCGGUGUGUCGCGUGCACUCGCGAGCGAGCUGCCGUCCCGACACAACUUAUGGGGAACCUCCCGCAAUGCAGAGUCUCUCCUCCCGCGCGCGCAUUCAUUCAUUGCGGAGUGGAUUAUGCUGGCCCGAUACUUGUUCGAGCGAUGUCUGGACGCGGAGUGGCCUCCCGAAAGGCCUACAUCGUUAUAUUCGUGUGUAUGGCAACGCGCGCGGUACACUUGGAGUUGGUCGAGGGGUACGCCACUCCGGCAUUUUUGGGGCCUAUUUGCGAUUCGUGGCUCGACGGGGUCUUCCGACGGCGGUGUACUCCGAUAACGGGACCACCUUCGUCGGAGCGGACCGCGACCUCACACUCGCGUUUAGAGCGGCUCUUCGCGAUCCCGUUUUUUUGAACAGGACGGCUUCGGACAAUGUCGAGUGGCAUUUUCUGCCUCCCUCCGCCCCUCAUUUUGGCGGCCUAUGGGAGGCCGGUGUACGAAGCGUGAAGCACCACAUUCGCCGGGUGGUUGGAGCGCACACGCUGACGUUCGAAGAAUUCUCCACGCUUCUUUGUAACGUCGAGGCUUGCCUCAACUCUAGGCCCAUAGCGCCGCUCUCCGACUCGAUAGAUACAUACGAUCCGCUGACCCCCGGGCAUUUUCUCAUUGGUGCCGCUCUUAACUCGAGUCCGGAGCCUUACCUGUUACAGGUAAAAGAAAAUCGCCUAUCUCGAUGGCAGUUGGUUCGGCAGCUCACCGAACGUCUUUGGAAGUUGUGGCAGAGCGAUUAUAUUAACAUGCUGCAACAGCGGAGAAAAUGGCGACAUAUUAAGAAGCCAAAUAUUCGAGUGGGACAAUUGGUUUUGCUUCGCAAUCUUCUGCUUCCACCGUGCAAGUGGGAGCUCGGCCGCGUUGUUUUGUGUCACCGGGUCUCGACGAAUUGGUCCGCGUUGUUACGGUAA